GGCCCGAGGUCCGAGGCAGCGCCGAGAGCACCAGCCAGUCUGAUCGCGGGCCCGUCGCGCGGGGGCUGGGCCGCGAGCGGAUGGCUGCCGCCAGCGCCCUCGCCGCGCGGCACCGCUGCGCCGCCGCGGCGCGGACGCUGGUGUCCUCGAGCGGUGAGCGGUCGCGGCCGCGCUGGGGUGACGGCGCCCUCGGCGGCCUCUCCAGGGUGCCGGCGCGGAGGUACCUGGUGACGGGCGCGGACGUGGAGACGUACCGGCGGGACGGCGUCGUGUGUCUCCGCGGGGCUUUCGGGUCCCACUGGCUGGAGGUGAUGAGGGCCGCGUUCUCAGACGCCAUGGAUCGGCCCGGCACUUACGCCGAGUUCAUCGGCAAGGACACCACCUGGAACACGCUCUUCGAGGCGGGCGCUGAGCGGCGCGAGCUUGCCAUGUUUCAGGACCAGGUGUUUUUCCAGGAUGCUGUCCAGCGUGUUCCUGCUUUAGCCGACGUUGCACUGAGGUCUCCCGCAGCGGAGAUGAUCGCAAGGCUCAUGGGCUCCACAACAGCGGCGUUCUUCUAUCAUCACUUGAUCAUGAAACGUGGCCCCACGGAGCAGCCCAUACCGUGGCAUCAGGAUUUGCCCUACUGGAAAGUCGAUGGGAAUCAGAUUGGCUCGGUAUGGAUUGCCCUGGACGACAUGCCAGCCUCGGCGAACGUCAGGUACGUGGCAGGCUCACACACAUGGGGGCUCUUUCGGCCUCAGCACUUUGUCGAUGCGACGCCCUACGAAGGGCGCGCCGAGCUCCCCAGUUUGCCAGACGUUGACGGGAUGCUGCGUGACGGGCGGGUGCGUGCUGUGGCGUUCGACGUCGCAGCAGGCGACGCGCUGUGCUUCGACUCGCGCAUCGUCCACGGCUCCCCGGGGGGCCGCGGCGCACCUGGGGGCGACAUGCGGCGGGUCGCGCUGCGGUUCGGCGGCGACGAUGCCACGUACUGCGACCGCCAGGGCGAGACCGCGAUCCUCGGGGGUCGUCAUCUCACCACCUCACCCAUGCUGGUGGGGCCCAUCCCGGGCCCAGGAUCGGUGUCUACGCCCCUGGCCAAGCCAGCAAGGCACAUACAGUAGGUCUGCGUCGUGCCGACGCUGCAGUGACCCC
Messenger RNA from Prorocentrum cordatum, 1137 nucleotides. Lineage: Eukaryota; Dinophyceae; Prorocentrales; Prorocentraceae. The record is from the annotation of a GenBank genome assembly.